AUGGGCCGUGGCAAAUUAAUAUUGAUAGAAGGGUUAGAUAGAACUGGUAAGACUACACAAUGCAAUAUCCUAUACAAAAAAUUGCUACCAAACUGUGAAUUAAUAAAGUUUCCCGAAAGAUCUACGCGAAUUGGAGGACUCAUAAACCAAUAUUUGACGGAUGAUAGCCUUCAGUUAUCCGAUCAAGCCAUUCAUCUUCUCUUCUCGGCAAAUAGAUGGGAAAUGGUCGACGGUAUGAAGAAAGCAUUACUGGAAGGAAAGAACAUUGUCAUGGAUAGAUACGUUUAUUCAGGAGUGGCAUAUUCUGCUGCCAAGAAGACAGAUGGGAUGGACCUGAAUUGGUGCCUGCAACCGGAUAUAGGGCUACUAAAGCCUGAUCUGACCUUGUUUCUGAGCAUUCAGGACGUGAACAGUAAUGCUGGAAAAGAUGGCUUUGGUGAAGAGAGAUACGAAACUUUGAAAUUUCAAAAACAAGUAAAACAUACCUUUAUCACGCUAUUGGAAAACGAGAUGAAGAGAGGCGAUGAGUCCAUCAAAAUUGUGGAUGUUGGUAACAGGGGAAUUCAUGAAGUUGAAGCACUUAUUUGGGAAAUAGCAGAGCCUGUUUUAACCACGCACAUAGAUCAUGACAAAUUUUCGUUUUUUCAAAAGGUUUAG
This is a messenger RNA of Saccharomyces kudriavzevii IFO 1802, 657 nucleotides long. It is a transcript of the gene CDC8, whose product is annotated as bifunctional thymidylate/uridylate kinase. Gene Ontology annotation, cellular component: cytosol; nucleus; cytoplasm. Lineage: Eukaryota; Fungi; Ascomycota; Saccharomycetes; Saccharomycetales; Saccharomycetaceae. The transcript has a single exon. The coding region runs from base 1 to 657 and encodes 218 amino acids. Gene Ontology annotation, molecular function: ATP binding; dTMP kinase activity. The record is from RefSeq and is a predicted model, not a curated record. Gene Ontology annotation, biological process: dTTP biosynthetic process; dTDP biosynthetic process; dUDP biosynthetic process.